AUGGAACAUCCCAAUUCGUACAUUCACUCCAACAUCGUCGGAUUGGUGACCUUACUCGAGAUCUGCAAAUCGGCAGAAACCCAGUCCACCGUCGUCGAGCUCCGUCUACGGGCUCAACGAGAAAUCUCCCUUUUCCGAAUCGGACGGAACCGACUAGCCGGCGAGCCUCUACGCCGCUACAAAAAAAGCCGGAGAAGAAAUCACCCACACCUACAACCACAUCAACGGAUUAUCCAUCACCAGGCUGAGAUUCUUCACGGCUUACGGACCUUUGGGCUCGCUGGAUACCGACGAGAAGAGUACCGGUUCGGGCGGGACAAAUCUUUUCUUUUUCACAGAUCUCCUCGACAUGUCUCUUUCCGCAAACCUUCGACGACGGCGAAGGCGGCGACGGAGGCGCUGGGCUAUUCUGUCCUUCUCUACAACAACGUUGGCGGUCGGAGCGAUGGAGGAAGAGAGGAGAGGAGACGAGACGAGACGAAGAAGGUGAAGAAUGAGGUUAUGGCAGGGGGUCUGUUGGGGAUAUUCCCCAAAUUGAAAUUUUUUCAUUCAAAAUGA
This is a messenger RNA of Linum trigynum, 558 nucleotides long. The record is from the annotation of a GenBank genome assembly. NCBI's taxonomy places the organism in Eukaryota, Viridiplantae, Streptophyta, Magnoliopsida, Malpighiales, Linaceae.